This is a messenger RNA of Cylas formicarius (sweet potato weevil), 1997 nucleotides long. RefSeq lists its product as uncharacterized. The record is from RefSeq and is a predicted model, not a curated record. Bases 1128 to 1946 code for a protein of 272 amino acids. Gene Ontology annotation, biological process: phospholipid metabolic process; arachidonate secretion. NCBI's taxonomy places the organism in Eukaryota, Metazoa, Arthropoda, Insecta, Coleoptera, Brentidae. The transcript has 3 exons.
AGAUAUUACCUCACGGGUUUGGGAGCAAUGGGAUGUUUUCGGAGAUAUUACCGACAGCUUGAUUUUUGACGUUUAUCAAUUUUGUCGGUCAUGUCAGUGAAUGUAUUCGUGUUGUUUUGCAAAAAUGUACUUAAAAACUAACGGUCGUAGAAAAAUUAUAAUAUGCAACACCUUUGAUAAUAGUAUAUUAUGCAAAAAGUGUGGUAAACGGCAUUUGAGUGACGAGUUUAUUUGGCACGAGCGGAGCGAGUGUUUAAUAAAGAAGUGACUUUAAAAAAAAAUUCCACUCCCUUCUAUAAAAUACCUAAUUAUACACCGAUCUAGCGUACACUUUACCACAUGCAUUUCUUGUCCAAUGGAUGCGAGCCAGUUCGGACAUUCUCGGGCUAUUACCACGGGUUUGGAAGCAAUCGGGUGUUUUCGGAAAUUUUAUCGCUCGACUUGAAUUAUAACAUUUGUCAAUUCUGACGGUUAGGUCAGUGGAAGUAUUCGUAUUGCAUUGCAUAAAUGUACACAAAAACUAACGGUCCUUGAAAAAGUAUAAUAUGCAACACGUUUGGUAAACUAUUUAAAUCAGUCGUUUACAACACUUGUUGCAUAAUAUACCAUUUUCUACUUCCUUCUGUAAAAUACCUAAUUAUAUACCGAUCUAGCCUGCGGGAAGCGUUUAUUAAAUGCUCGGUACGGUCGUGACUCAAAUGUACUAUUUUCUACUCCCAAUUUCCCCGAAAAGCCGAAAGUUAGUUAAUUUUAUUUUAUUUUAUUUGAUUUGGUUCGGGCAAAGCACAUGCACAAAUACAUUACGCAAAAUCUAAUUUUCGCAGGCGCAAAAUAAUAUGUGAACAACAAUUUUAAUGGAAAAAAAACUAUUUUUUAGGUCAUUAUUAUGAAACCGUGUCAUCUUUAAGCGUUUCAUCCGCAGUGGUAUCCAUAUACCAGCGAAUUUCUUUGUUGACCUAGAAAUCAGCGGGCCCACUCUACCUACUUCACUUUCAUAAAAUGCUUCGGCGGGUUAUAAUGCAUUCUAGCAGCAAAUUAUUCAAAACAAUCGGCCGGUCAGGUAUACGCGGCCAGUUUCCCAAAUGAUGAUUUGCCGGUAACAGGAUUUUUAAACGGAACAAAGGAAUAUGGUUUUGACAAAGAACGUCAAUAAUGUUAUGUACGUCGUGUUUUUAAUUUUGUGCACAUGUAUACCGAAUACAAAACCAGCCCGUUCGUUUAGUUUCCCUGGACCCUUUGCUAAUAGAGACAACCAGCCGGUUUUGAAGCAGUACAGCGGAAGACGAGUCGAAAAUGGUUCCUUCCGGAUGGUAUAUUUUCACGACCAGGCGAUAGCGGUGGUCGAGUUGGGUCCCAAAAAGCUGCUCCUGAAUUGCGAAAUUAUCGAGGUGUACGAACCGGAUCAAUAUCUGAAAGUUCUCGGCGACUUCCAUUCGAUGGCCAGACCUGUUGGCAUUACCUUUCCGGAAAUGCUAACGCUGAUGGACCAAUGCAAAGAACUGGAGGACAUCAAGCACACAACAAAACACGAGGAAGAAACGAAAAAUAGUACUUCCGAGGAUCAGGGCAGGAGUAUAUUAACAAACGAUCCUUUUACGUUGCUGCGAGGAAUCAUACCAGGAACUAAAUGGUGUGGAACAGGAGAUAUUGCCAAAGAUUAUUUCGAUUUAGGUGCAGAAACGAAAGUAGACUCGUGCUGUCGGAACCACGAUCUUUGUCCCGUUAAAAUUCGCGGCAGGUCUCAACGCUACAAUCUGACGAACAACUCGAUAUAUACAAAAUCGCAUUGCAGUUGCGACGAUAAACUUUUUCAUUGUUUGAAAACCCAACAAUCCCCGAUAGCCAAUUUCAUGGGAAAUAUUUAUUUUAACGUGGCCAGAGUCCAAUGUGUGCGCGAUGGGAAAAACGGCAAUCGAAAUUUCGGGAACGUUAAGCAUCGUUUUUAAUUGCAGUUUAACCUAUUCUUAAUGCUCUUUAAAUUGACGUGAAAAAUAUAG